AAAUAGUUAAUGAAAUAAUACCCUCUCUUGAUUUCGUUGUGUGUAACUUUCUUUCUAUGGUUUUUUAACCAUCUCUAAUUGCUUUUUAGUUAAUCACCUCUUGCAGCAAGGCAUCGAUCCGGACUGUCGAAACGAAGACGGACUGACGGCAUUGCACCAGUGCGCCGUUGAUAAUAACGAAGAAAUCAUGCGGAUCUUGUUAAGCUACGGCGCGAACGUCAACGUCCGUGAUUCUGAGUUGUGGACCCCACUGCACGCGGCCGCUUGCUGUGGUCACAUCAGCAUCAUGCAGCUUUUGAUCAAGAGCGGUGCCGAACUACUCGCUGUCAACUCUGACGGCAACAUGCCUUACGACGUUUGCGACGACGAAGAAGCGCUAGAUUAUAUCGAGACCGAGAUGGCUAGCCGAGGGUGGAUACAUCCCGAAAUCACGUUCAUGAAAACUGUUUCUCUGUUCAGCUUUUUACUGUUUGAAGAUUAA
Soboliphyme baturini is the source of this 481-nucleotide messenger RNA. Lineage: Eukaryota; Metazoa; Nematoda; Enoplea; Dioctophymatida; Soboliphymatidae. The record is from the annotation of a GenBank genome assembly.